Messenger RNA from Neodiprion fabricii, 4691 nucleotides. RefSeq lists its product as uncharacterized. The transcript is spliced from 11 exons. Bases 443 to 2182 code for a protein of 579 amino acids. The record is from RefSeq and is a predicted model, not a curated record. Lineage: Eukaryota; Metazoa; Arthropoda; Insecta; Hymenoptera; Diprionidae.
UGCAGCCCCCGAGCCAGCAUAAACUCAUGGCGUGAUCCGCGCGGUUCAGUUGUUCCGGAAUUGUCGCGGGGACGAGGUGUCGAAGCACCUCGCGCAACCUGGUCCUCGACCUCGACCCGAGUGUAUUUCAGACUUCCGGAAGGCUAGCGCUGCAACGCUCGUCAUGUCGUGUGUCUUGUUUGGUGUACCGACUCCGAGGUGUUGUGGUAGAUAUUAGUGGCCGUGGCCCUCACAGCGUACAGCAGCUGCGGCGGUAGUUUUGUUUACCUUCCGAUGUAACGGCACACGAGUACAUGCUUGUAACUGCCCGAUUAUCGCGUCAGCCUCAACGAAUUUAUCCAACUUUAACGUAGCCGAAUUCCAUUUGCGUCCAACGUUACAUCCUCCCUGAGGAAACAUGCAGCUCCGAACGCCGAGACACGUCUGAAGCAAAAGCUCCAAGAUGAAGUGGCCUUUCCUCCUAUUGUGGCUCCUGUUGUCGCAUUCUGGGAUUCUAGAGGCACUGCAGCAUGGGUGCAAAUUUCCCGACCAAUGGAGGGGUGAAUGGUUUCAAUCGGGCGUCCUGCAAUUAGUCGCCGUGAACGAGACGACAAUCACCGGCAAAGGGCGCUGUAUCGAAGCCGACGGUGACAAGUUCCUCAUCGCAGAUCGACCUUACAACUGUUAUCGAUGCAUGGUCAUACACGAGAAACACCCGAACGUGCUCCAGUUCAAGGAAACGUUCUGCCUUCCCUCGGGGAGCGUAAGCCUAAACUCUGCUUGUGCUCAGCUCGCCGGAGACGCCGCGCUGAACUCGCUCUUCCGAUCAGGAGCAGCUCCAUCCCGAUGCCCCUUCGAGGGACCCCUGCUCUUCAGCUACAACCGUGGCCAGGGUGAAUGCUCGAAUCCACCCUCGGUGGCCGAAACCUGCACGCACGAGUCGCGGCUCCUUUUGCGCUAUCAGGCCUGCCACGAUGUUCGCGCCACCGAAAGCACAGUGGAGGAACUCGAGUGCCUGGCUACCUGGAGGGAGGGAAGCACGCGUUACCUGGUUGCACGGCUGAACGGCGAGAGGUUGACAACGGACGAGGACCGCUACAGGUGCUUCAUCUACGCCAAGAGCGGGAGGAACUCUUGGAACUUGGCCCAGAGCGGAGAUGCCACAUGCAGCGGAGUGCUCAGCGCGACCGAAGGUGCCAGGACUCUCAACAUGACGCAGAGUCGCUCGCCGGUCGGCUGUGACUUUCCGAACUGGGUUGUGUCAGCCGGAACGUGGGUCGCCCUGGACUUAGUAGCCCGGCUUUUAACCUCCCCCAGGAACCUGACGAUCCUGAACCAGGACGAGACGCGUCUCGUCUGUCACUCGGUGGUCAGCUCGGACUUCCAACCCUCAUCGAUCCAUACUGAGCGGCGAAUAACUCUAGUCGCCAAAGCGACGCGUGGCUGCACCAAUGGCUACGUGUGUCUAGUAUUUCACAAGAGGGAUGGCCACGUGAUUGAAAUGCAGCAAUCUAAAAUGUGGAGUCAGCAGGCGGAGGACGCGUGUAAAUCGAGCGGUUUCAAUCCACUGUCAGCUCCAUACACGACAUUCAUCACGUCCGACCCCAUACCUCAGCAAUGUCCUCAUCUAGGAAGCUACAAGGUCGCUUCGUGGCACUCCUAUCACCAGAUGGACGGGACUAGGGAGAUGCUUGGCUUCGACGAGGAGCACAGCAUCGGUGAAAAUGAGGAGGAUGCCAUCGCGCAAGAGGUCAAAGUAACACCGUUACCACCUCCAUCCCCCACGCCGUGUCACCAAGACAGUGUCACUGGCCUGGACAUUGGAUGUCGGAGCUCUCAUCGCAUGGAGUUUGCAGCCUCCUGCAGGGAUGAAGCAUUUUCCGUUUACUGGUGCCAUGGCAGUUGGGAGGAAAAUGGCACAGCAUAUGUGGUUGCUAGUACAGAGGCAGCGCGCUAUUGCCUCGUAUACAGCGCAACGGCAGCGUCAGUUGGACAUAAUGACCUCUCAGUUACGAAUCAUUUCGCUUCUUGUCCGAGGCCAACUCAGCACCAUCAUCGGCAGCACAUUUGGAAGCUCAAUCUCACCGCUUACGCGCAAUGCGGCAAAGCUUCCUCCUCGUCUUCGUGGAGGUUAUUCUGGCCCAGAGAUACUUUCUGUUGGGUGAUCCUGUGCUCUUUGUUCAGCCGAUAUGUCACGAGGUGAUUGUUCGGAAUCUAGGACUCGUGGCUAACGUUAACAAUUGUAUAGUAAACUAAUGAGAACAGUAACGAUAAGGAUAGCAAUCUCACAGAAGUAAAGAGAGACGUGACGUCAAUGAUCGUAGCGUGUAACUAUUACAACCAAUGUUAGGAUCGACUAUGAAAGUCAAUGUAGACGGAUACAGGCACGACUUUUCAAAGACUCAUUACUACUCUGGCAGACUCGAGGGUUUUUCAGGCUUCUACGAACAUAUGUGUAAAUAAUUACCGCCACCUUUCCCAAUCCCAUUUAUUCUACAACCAAGUCUCUCUUUCUAGAAGGGGGUGGUGCUAUACGCGUUGACAAAUAUAUAUUACUUGCCGAUCAAUCCCAAACCACAGACACAACUGGGAAAAACAAAUUUUGAAACUCAUUUCGAAACGUGUUAAAAUAAUGUAUUUCAAUUUUGUUUUUUCUAUAUUCAAGAAAAAAAGUGCUGACCUACUUCUUCUAGGUUCUUCUGAGUUCUAUGAUUUUUAUUUCAACGACCUUACGUUAAACUUGAGUAGGAAUAACAUGGUUUUUGCAAAUGUGGUGGUUGCCUGAUAGGUAAGUAGAAUUGGCAAGGAGUCGUUUUAUUAUCCGGUACAUUUAUGCCGGACGAGAACAGUGACGGAGGUCAAGCCGAGGAAUAAUGCUUUUUCUUCGUUUUACGAUGAAUUUUAAAAAAAUCGGAAAAUCACCAUACAAGUACACCAAUUGUCAUCACGAUGUGAUUAAAAGUAGAUAGAUGCGUUCAGGCUCGUUCGGUGUAACCGUACUUUGAAUCGAUGUAUAAUAAAAUAAUAAAAGGGUGCUGGGGCCAAUAAUAUACGAAUUGAGUGUUGAUUCUAUGUUGAAGUAAAACUUUAUUUAGAAAACUAUGGGUCUGCCACAGUCGUAGAGUAAAAAUGUCAGCAUUCAUUCCGAAUGGUACGUAACCAUAUAAAUAUUUGUCAAAUUAUCGUUAUUUCGAUUAUCUGCAUGCAUUUAUGCUUGCCGUCUGGUUCGUAAAUUGUUUUUUUACUGGUACUUCGGAAAAGUCUUGAAAAAUAAAAAGCUCGCAAGAGUAGCUGACUAUGAAUCCACGUAACUAAAGCAAGAACAUUUUUCUUUAUAAAUGGAAAGUAAGUUGUAAGCAAUACAUCGAAGAUAUAUAUGCUGUAUAGGUUAGAUUGUGACAACCAUGGCGAAUUGCUGCAAUUUACAUGUACCCAUAGGUAUCAUAUCUGAGGACGAAAGAUAGUUCUAUGCUCUUCCAAAUCGUGUGUGCGUGUGUGUCAAGAACAGCAUUCAUUCAGCAUUUAUAAAAUAUAAUUAACUUUAAAAUUUUAUAUUUUCAAAGGUAACGAAAGACAACAAAUGAACAAAAAAUUGAAAUUAUUGUAAAAUGACAUAUCGAAAAAUAGAAGCGUCUUAUAUAAUUACGACCACGAACAUGAAAAUAGAUCAAACCUGCUACACCCUGAUUGUUUUGGAACAGACGAAAUAGUAUAACUUUACUGAACAUCUCAAUGAAGGAAAAAUCAUGAAAUUAAACAAAUAAUGUUAAUAUACCUAGUGAGCCUGAUCGACGAGAUAUAAAUAUUUUUAACUUAAACUAUUUUACUUAAAAACUAAACUUAUACUGACAUUCACUGCGUCAUGUUAAAGCUGUAGUUACUUGGUCAACAAUAACUUCGAGUAGGUAUGAUGCCCAGUAGUUGGUGUUUGGCUAUACUUAAACGAAUUGUAAACUAUUAGCUGAUGUAAUUACAAGAGAGUUUCAUGCAAAGUUCAUACAGAUGUUCGCCUGUGACAAUUUUAUUUGUGCCUGCGCUUGGUCGCGAUGAACCAACAGAACUACUUCGAUCAUGACAGCCGAUUCCUUCGUGGACUUUGAUGCCACUCUCAACUUUGUACAUAGCAUGACUAAUUAGUUAUUAUACAUAUAUGUAAAGAUAUAUACAUGUAUGUAAAGAAAGAGAGAGAGAGAAAGAGAGAGAGAGAACUUGUUAUUGAUUAAUUAUAUGUUUAAGCGAUAUGGGCAUGAUGUGUAUCUGUUCGACAGUUUACCUAUUUAUCAUUCUUUACCGUGACGACCAAAGUUUUGCUUGCUUAUUGUAGCAACAGAAACAUAACUGUAUACCUAUGUAUUUAUAACUCAUAAAAUUAUCAUUCUCCUUACUCUUCCAUAAUUAAUACUAAUAAUAUAGCAAUUGUUCAGAAGAAGUAAAUCACAUUUUACUAAAAUGGGAUCCUUGGGUGGACUACAUUUUUUUAUUUCCGAGUAAAAACGCAUGUAAUGACUCCGCGUGACAAUCAGAUCACCUGUUGUGUACGAAUCAAACAAAUUGAAGGCAUUAUUUCAAGAAACAAAAACGUACAGACCAUGCCCAUGCAUUACAUAUGUUUCAUUAGGGUGGUCCUUAUUUGGGGUGUUUUCGAAUUUUCCUGCGGACAAAGCGGAAAAAGUUUGCAAAUAAAUCAAUAAAAAAGUACGCGAAACCGGGAG